Molecule: messenger RNA, 2976 nt
Organism: Symbiodinium natans
Lineage: Eukaryota; Dinophyceae; Suessiales; Symbiodiniaceae
Source: the annotation of a GenBank genome assembly
AUGAAAGCCCUGAAGUCCUUCCGCUCGCAGGAGGCCGCGGAGGCCGCGGAGGCCGCGGAGGCCACGGAGGCCAGGGAGGAACAGCUCGGAAAGGAACGCCUCGACGGGCGGAGGAGACAGCUCGUCGCUUACGCAGAGAGCAUGUGCAACGUUACCUGCAACACCCGCCAGUUUGCCAAAUUCCCCUCUACAACGGAGGCGUACCGCACCCGCCAGACAACAGAACCGUUUCGCCAAACUUUGCUAUUUGUUUUGAUUUGUCUUGGAUGCUGUCCGACCUUCCGGACCUUCGCCCGGGGGCUCUCUGGGGAGCCGGUGCUUCCUGAGCGAAAAGAGCGUCCUGGGCGGAAGGCACUGGAGAGGGUGGUCGAUUUUGACAUCUCAGGUAUUGCUGCCUACGAGACAGUGAGUGUGCUCCAGCAUCCUGAGCUGCAGCUGGCGCUCCAAUCCGGCGACGUGGAGGCCGUGCGCUUCUUCGCUGCCGAGCCCGGCGCCGGCCUGAGCCUCCUCUGCCUCCCAAGCGGGAAGUCGACGCCGCUGGAGCUGGCCGUGAGAGGCAUUGGCAACGUCAGGAAUGGAGGGAAUGGAGAUCGGAAUGAAGACGGGAAAGGAAUUCGGCAGGGAGGGAAAGAUGGAGGGAAAGAUGGCGAGGAAGCGGUGGGCGAAGGACUCGCGCUGGCCGGAGCCCUCUUCGAGGCGCCCAACUCCGAGCUGGCGCUGGGGCUGGCGCGGCUCCGGAGGCGCCUGGCCUUGGAGGCCCAGAGCUUGCCUCGCCUUGCAAGCUACUGGUAUUUUAAUAGCUCUGACGGCUCCGAUGGCCUGGAGGCACUCAGGCAAAUGGUGCCCAGAGCUCUCUACCCCACGGCAGCAGAGCGGGAAAGCCUUGGCGACAUUCCCUACAACUGGCUCACCUUCUACCAGGUCAAGGUCAUGUGUGCCAAUGCGCACAGCACCCAAAAUGCAUCCAUGCGACGGGAGAUGGAACUGCUUCUGUCAGCACAGGGCUUCGAUUCUUUUGCAAGGAACUACUCGUUGGGGGCCAUCCUUCUGUCUCUGAUACUUUUCGUUUUCGGCCUCUUGGUUUAUGUGUCCUUCCGGCUUCGUGUUUUCGGAUGGCUGGACACUCCUAUUUCGAUGGCCGAGAUGCUUCCAGGAGCCUUUGCUCCCGAGAGAUUGGCAGAUGCCGACUUUGACCCAAGUCGCCAGAAGAAGCAGCUGCCCUACCGCUUUGUCAAGGGACAGCUUGUUGCCCGGCCCACAUCGACAUCCGACAGCCUGAGCAACUUCUUUCAAGCCGUCUUUGGCAUCUAUGCAUCCUGGCUCUUGCUUUGUGUGCGCAUCCCUCCUGAGAAGGACACAUUUGACGAAGAAUAUCUGACAGACGACGACGAGGAAUGCCGACUAAGAGUUCGCGAUGUUUGCGCAUUCAGGGCGAAGAAUGUAGGCGCAGUCGAGGUCAUCUUCCGGGCUCUUUGCCUCUGUGGUUUGGAAGCUUGGCUGCUUUGCUAUGCCAGGCGAUUUGGCGAUGCCGUCCUUCUCAAUCUGCUGUAUCUAUGCUAUGCGCGCAUGGUGGCGAGUGUGGCCGCCUCUAGCGUUCCGACUCCAAUGCCUGAGAAGACGGACUGUGAUGCCGAGCUUAUGCCUGGACAAGAGAUGGAUGCUGCAGGGGCGGUGACGGCCGUCUUUGGAGUGCAGCAUGGCCCGCGCUGGGCACGGGCGCAGUGCACCACGCGCAGCACGGCCGCACCCAACAAGACCAAGCGCCAAAGGCGGCUCCGGCGUCGGGAGACGGCCGAAAGAGCCGACCGGGCCGAACGCGCCGAAAGGGGGUCCGAGAGGGCGGACAGUGGCACAGAGCCGGAAGGCCAGGAAGUGCAGGAAGUGCAGGAAGGUCAGGAAGCCCAGGAAGGCAAGGAGGUUUCCAUCGAAUCCCCCGAAGGACAGGACGGAUCCGAAGUCACGUCAUUCCCGUCUCCCGUCCACUCGGUCCACUCGGGGGAGUUGGGCGUGACGAGUUUCAGCGACCGAUUUCAACGACAGCUGCUGAAUGCAGGCGUGAUGCAUGUGCACCACUCCGCACUGCUCGAGCAGUCCGUGGUCAGCAUGUGCAGCUGCUUCCUAUCGGUGCUUUUCUUGAUGCACCUGCGUUGGACCUUCACGGGCAACUUGAGGAGUUUCUACGCAUCUGAGCCUUUGGAGCUGGUGCAGGCCUACGGUCUCCCGGACUCUCUGGACAGGCUCAUGGCUAUGGGAGCUGAGCUCCUCCUCAUGUGGCUUUGCUUUGAGCGCCUCUACGACAUCUCCAGCUUGCUGCAUGCCGCCUGCCUGGCCCUGAAGCAGCGGAACGCCGCGCUGCGCUUCAUGCGCGAGCACCAGCCACCCUGGCCCUUCACUGGUAGCCGGGAGGUGCCUUUGGAUCGAGCCACGAUCUACUGCGAAGAGGUCAUCCGCUGCAGUGACUUCGCCUUGGAGCUCUCAGAUGCGCGCUGGCGCAUUUUGCAAAGGCCCGUGGAAGUUGUGGUGGUCAUGGCCGAGGCUUUGCUCAUCCUGGCCUUGCUGCUCAUCACCCUCCCGUUUCUACCCUGGCCACAGGCUUCAGCGCACUUUGCCUCUUUCGGCUUCCUAGAGCCCGUUUUGGACCCGGUGGUGCCGCUGACCAUCGGGCUUGUGGUCGUGUCGCCAGCGGUCCACGCAAUGCUCCAGGCGCACUUCGCCAACACGGAGGUGGCACGACAGCAAGCGAUGCUCCGCAGCAAGGCCGACGCCGCGCUGUCGGCCAGUACGACGGCCAAAGUCGAGGAGGACGUCCCGUACGUGCGGCUGCGGAACUGCUCCCGGGAGGCCUUCGGCAAGGCCACGCUGCGGUGGAGCUCCGGAAGGGCCCUCGGCCUCUGGGAGCCGAUCCUUCUGCUCUACUUUGCGCUCACCGUCGUCGUCUUGGCAACGAUGACCAAGCUCAACUUCAUCGUCGUGUGA